AUGAAGUGGCAAGUAUUAGUAUUAGCGUUGGCUUCAAUUGUGGCAGCCGAUGUUUCAACUUUUAAUGAAAAUGAUGUGAAACAUUUCCUAAAUGAUCUUCACGUGAAAUACGACGAUUCGGCCUCUUUUGAAGAAUUGUCUAAAUUGGCCGAAUCGGAGUACGAAAAGUUGCAGACGACCGGGCACAAUGUUGUGGUUGAUGUCAAUGACGACAGAAACCAAGAAAUUUUGAAAUUGGCCACGAAACCAAAGGCAGAUUUGCAAGAUGUAUUUCCCCAAACUGAAUCCAAGUGGGGCUAUUUAUUCAAAAACGACAAGUCUGUGAAGGAUUGGGCGUUUGAAACAUGGCUGGCUUCUUCGUUGAAAGAUUUCUUGCACAAGAAUGGCGUUUCUUUUGGCAGAAAAUCGUCAAAGCAAGAGUUGCUUGAUUUGGCCAAGGAAAAGUACGACCAGAUUGUUAAAGAUAAUGGAGUCAGUGGAUCGUAUGCUGGCGACUGGCUUUACCUGGGGUGGUCAUUGAACGAUGUCAAGAAGUGGUUGGAGGACCAUGACAUUGCGUUCGACCCAUCGCAGACCAAGGACGAUUUGAUCAACUCGGUCAAGGAGAACAGUUACUUGGCCAGUUUGGAAGCAAUUGACGCGAAGAACAGCUUUCUUGACUCGCUCAAGUUGGGAAGAAAGGAGGCGUUUGACAAGGGCGAAAAGAUCAAGGACAGUUUUAUUGACGGCUGGAGCUACCCUCAGUUGCGCGAGUGGCUUUACAUCCAUGGGUUUAUCGACACCAAACCUGGUGUCUACGCUGAAGACUUGGAUAUUGAAAAGUUGAAAAAGCUUGCUAAAUCACACAAGUCGUAUCUUGUAAGUGACAUCAAGCAAUGGCUGGAGAAAGCCAGCAAGAGUGCCGAUCCUUAUCUCUCCAAAGCUAGUGAGUCUGUGGAGACAGCCAAGGACUACAUCAACGAUACGUUCUUGGUGGGGAUUGACUCGUGGUCCAAAGAAAGACUUCGUGAUUUCUUGAAGGCUAGAGACGUCAAAUUUCCCCAAUUUGCUCUGAAGCAAGAUUUGAUCAACUAUGUGAAAAAGAGCGUCAAUGUUCCCGUCAAGUACAAGCAAUCCGACAGUCCUUUCACUGGAGUUUUGGAAGGAUUGUCUUUGAAUUCCGUUCAAAAGUGGUUGAGUCAGCAGGGAAAAAACGUCAAUGGUGCCAGAAAGGAUGCUUUGUCGCUGUUGAAAGAGUACUACGAAAGCAAGGGUUCUGAUAUUCAGACCCAGAUUGACUUGCACAAGCCCGAUCUCGACGAUUACCGUGAGAGUGUUACCAGUUCUGUGCGUUCGUUCCAGCUGAGUUUAGGUGAUUCUGCUGAUAAGGCCGAGAAGAUUGCCGAGUCGGAAAAGUCUCUUGCUGAAGACGCCAUUUUGUCCAGCUACAAUGUGGCAGUUCAAUACUAUGACGAAGCGUCGAAGUACUUUAGCAAGGAAGCUCAAAAUGCUGGUGACUCUUUGGAAAGUAUUUUGCAAGGUGCCCAGGAUGCUGCUUACGAGUAUUCUGGACUUUUGAGCAAAGAAGCGGGCUACAGCAAGAAGAAAAUCGAGGAGUCUGCUAGUAGUGUUGCACUUGCUGCGAAUGAAUUUGCAACCUCGUUGAGUAAGCUGUUGAAGCAAAAGUCCAAGGAGUCGCAGCAAGCUGCCAAUCUGUAUUUGGAUUCUGCUAAAAAAUUAGUAGCGGGAACCAUUGGGAAAUUGACUGGACAAGCCAAUGACUUGCAAGAUGUUGCUGGAAAGUAUGCUGACCAAGCUUCUAAAUCGGCCGAAAAGGUGGCUGAAAAGGCUGCGAAAAACGCCAAUGAUGCCGCUAAAAGUGCCGGUGAUGCUGCCGAGGAAUACAAGCCAGACUGGAACAAUGCUUAUUCUGCUGCUAGUACCAAGUAUGGUGACUACUCUUCAGCCGUCAAGGAUGCCGCAAACGGCGCCUACGAAGCUGCAGGUGAAGCUGCCGGAAACGCUUACGAUCAAGUGGAAAAGAGCACCAAGCAAGCUUGGGAUUACAUUUUCCAGUUGUAUUCGAAGGCCGAUUUGCAAUCGUACUUGCUGUCCUUUGGCUUUGACAACGAUUUCCUUUCGAGCUUGAAGAGGUCGGAUUUGGUCAGAUUGGCCCAAGCCCAGCUGGAUGUGUUUUACGGCGGAGGUAAGACCAAAUGGGACAAGCUGAUUGUGGAGCUUUUGCAAGACUCCAGCGAUGACGUGAGAAGAGCAUUGGGGUUGGAACCAAAGCACGAAAGUGUGUGGGAUAAGGUGAAGAAUAUCUGGUGA
Messenger RNA from Meyerozyma guilliermondii ATCC 6260, 2310 nucleotides. RefSeq lists its product as uncharacterized. The record is from RefSeq and is a predicted model, not a curated record. Lineage: Eukaryota; Fungi; Ascomycota; Pichiomycetes; Serinales; Debaryomycetaceae. The transcript has a single exon. The coding region runs from base 1 to 2310 and encodes 769 amino acids.